Messenger RNA from Seminavis robusta, 1045 nucleotides. NCBI's taxonomy places the organism in Eukaryota, Bacillariophyta, Bacillariophyceae, Naviculales, Naviculaceae. The record is from the annotation of a GenBank genome assembly.
GAGGCACGAGGCAAGGAGAAUCUACAUGUAGCAAUCCCCAUAAAACGCUGCCCAGAGGCAAGUUACUAUUAUAGUAGUUAAAGGACUCCAACAUAACCAUGGGACUGUCUGCCUCCAGAUUCGCCACAGGCGGCACACUUAGAGGAGCAUAUGCUCCUCCUCUCCCCGGUGUGGCGCAACCCACAAAGCUAGACCCUGAGAUCAAAAAGUACCGGUUGACGGUGCCUCAAGGCAAGGGAGCCGGCGAUAGAAUGAUAGUCUCAAUCAAAGGACGCGAAGUCUCUGUGAGAAUUCCAGACAAUUUUGUGACUGACGGUGGAGGAUCCAGGCCAAUUAAACCGGGAGAUAAAUUCACCUUUGAAUGGGGUGACCGAGAUCGAGUGAUUGCAUCCACCCUUCCGACGUUGCCAGGUUCAACCGUGGUGGAAGCCAAGCCCAUUCUCUUUGCCAAUGUAUCUCAUGCCUUUUUUCAUGCUCGCCACAAUGAUCAAGUGGAACAGACUAAGAUGAGCAAAAUAGUGCAAGGGUUGAUGCAGGAAGCACAGAGUAUUCUCUUGCAAAAAACCGUCGAGGAGGGUUGCAAUGCUGUGUUAAGCAUCAACUGCAACGUAUCCACUGACAGUAGCGGGGACAAUGGCAAUUCAAAGAUUGUCAUCGUGACGAUGAUUGGAACACCCUGUGUUGUCAUGCCCUUGAGCCAACUACCAGCCGUACAAGCGGAAGUUACUGUGGUCCCCGAGAUGCUUUAUUAAUUAAAAAUGCAACGAAAGAUUUUGAACGGGAGCAAACUUUUCUAGCUAUAGAAACUUAUUGCUUACAGCUGCAUCUUUCAUCGAUGCUGCGUUCAUUCUCAGACCUACGGAUUGUACAGCAGGUCAUCUAUUUCCAAGUACUGGUACAUGCAAUCGUUCGGCACAGUAUCCAGAUAUAUCGUAUUCAACCGUUCGCAGAAGGGGAGGAAGAUUGCCAGCCAAUCUAGUAGUCUGUGAGAUAAACACCUUCAAACGAAAUUUGGACCUUUCCUUCCUGCUGUAGACUGGUCAGG